Molecule: messenger RNA, 951 nt
Organism: Coffea eugenioides
Lineage: Eukaryota; Viridiplantae; Streptophyta; Magnoliopsida; Gentianales; Rubiaceae
Exons: 6
Coding region: 1-951 (316 amino acids)
Source: RefSeq, a predicted model, not a curated record
AUGGCGUUAGUAAUCUUCAUUACCUUUCUAAUUUCUUUCUUGUCUUUUGAUGGGUUCGAGUGCAAAAAUUUGGGAGGAAGUGCUGAAUUAAUAAAUCACAACAAUGAAGCAAUCUCAGUUGCGAAGACUGUCUAUGGUGACAUUUAUGAUUGCAUCGAUAUAUAUAAACAGCCCGCUUUCAACCAUCUAGCGUUGUCCAAUCACAAAAUACAGUUUGCAGGGAUCACUGUGAAUGCAGAUCCUGGCAAGAAAUAUGGCGCAGCCCAGGCCGUAAUAAACAUUUAUAAUCCGAAGGUAGUAGGACCUGGACAUUACAGUUCAGCAACAAUUGCUAUUGAAAGUGGAGAGAAUCAGAUACAAAUGGGAUGGAUUGUACAUCCACAGUUGUAUGGUGAUUAUCGCACCAGAUUGUAUUCCUCUUGGACAGCAGACAACUCCAGAUCAACGGGUUGCUUUAACAACAAUUGCCCUGGAUUUGUAGUACUCAGUCGUGAUAUGCCUCUAGAUUAUGCAUUUCCAAGUAUUUCUCAACCCGAAGAACAACAAUACGACUCAUUGAUAGGGCUGGCUUUGGUGAAUGGCACGGGAGAGUGGCUUCUUGUGUUUGAAUUCAAUACGGUAAUUGGAUAUUGGCCAAACUCUAUAUUGCCUAAUUUGGCAAGUGGUGCAGAAACAAUUCGAUGGGGAGGACAAGUUUUUACUCCACCAUCAGAUGAUACUAGUUCACAAAUGGGAAGUGGUCUAUUCAGAAAUGGUCAAAGGAGGAUAACAUGUUACAUGCGUCAAGUUACCUAUGAUGAAACUAUAUCUCCUGAUAAGUCCUCUCUUCAAACUCAUGAUUCCCGAUGUUAUUACGAGGGAUACAACUUCUAUGAUAAAGAUUCGUAUUGGGCCUAUAGUUUCUUGUUCGGAGGUAAGGGUGGAAAGGAUGGUGUAACUUGCAUCUACUAA